Messenger RNA from Condylura cristata (star-nosed mole), 1053 nucleotides. It is a transcript of the gene ZNF474, whose product is annotated as zinc finger protein 474. NCBI's taxonomy places the organism in Eukaryota, Metazoa, Chordata, Mammalia, Eulipotyphla, Talpidae. The record is from RefSeq and is a predicted model, not a curated record. The coding region runs from base 1 to 1053 and encodes 350 amino acids. The transcript has a single exon.
AUGGAAAGAGUCAAGGCAAAGAAGGUUUCCAAAAAAUUGCAAGAGUCUUUCCACCAUUCUAAAGAACCCACCUUCCUUAUCAACCAAGCCGUGGUAGCCAGGGACUCCCUUUCCAGCCUUGUACCAGAAGCAGAGUGUGUUGGUUCUGCUGAACAAAUAAAAACAAACCAUCAGAAAAACAGACCGCGCACGGUGACACUCUCAAGAUAUCCCAGUAGGAGAAGGAUGUCAGAAAGCCAGGCCAGCCCUCCUGUGAUCCCAUCCCGCAGGCCUGGAUUCCGUAUCUGCUAUAUCUGUGGCCGGGAAUUUGGGUCCCUCUCACUGGCCAUUCAUGAACCACAAUGCUUAGAAAAGUGGCGCAUUGAGAACAGCAAAUUGCCCAAGCACCUGAGGAGGCCAGAACCCUCCAAACCACAGCUUCUUAGCGGCAGUGGGUCCUAUAACCUCCAGGCGAUGAAUGAGGCUGCGUUCCAGAGUUCCCAGGCUCAGCUGCUUCCCUGUGACAGCUGUGGCCGCACUUUCUUGCCAGAUCGCCUCCUUGUCCAUCAGAGAAGUUGUAAGCCAAAGGGUGAGGGCCCCAGAGCCCCGCACCCCAACAUUUCUGAUGAUUCUGCUGGUCUCAAGAAAGCUGCUAGUGGCAUCCCUGCCCGACCAAGGACUCUGGUCUGCUACAUUUGUGGUAGGGAAUUUGGCACCUUGUCCCUUCCUAUUCAUGAGCCCAAAUGCCUGGAGAAGUGGAAAAUCGAAAACGAUCGGCUCCCCCGAGAACUCCGCCGGCCACUCCCACAGAAGUCCCAGCCCCUUCCAGCUGGUCAGUCCAACCAAGAGUGGCCAAGUCAAGCUCAGCUUGUACCCUGCCCAAAUUGUAGCCGGACCUUUGCCCCUGACCGCCUCCUGAUCCACCAGAGAAGCUGCAAAGCUCAAUCCAGUGGGCCAAAAGUUCAGAAUUUGACCUUAGGGAAAGAAGGUGGCCCAAAAGGGUCCACUAAUUCCAAGCAGCGGAGGAACUCAGCCAAAAGGGCUGGGAGUGAUAAGGUAAUUAAUGCCACAUGA